Molecule: messenger RNA, 2865 nt
Organism: Paramuricea clavata
Lineage: Eukaryota; Metazoa; Cnidaria; Anthozoa; Malacalcyonacea; Plexauridae
Source: the annotation of a GenBank genome assembly
AUGAGGCGCCUUGGGAUGGUUUUAAGACGAAGAAUUUUUCAGCUCAUUGCGGGAGCUUUAGUGCUUGUAUUUUAUGUCCAAUUUCAGCUUUUGUCCUACACAGAUAGAAGAUUAUUUCUUAAGAAGAUCAAGUUAGCGUUACCUUACUUCUCUGACAGUUCUACGACAGGUAAACUUGACAAACGUUGCUCGCAUUAUACAACAAAUGCAGCUUUACACGGCCUGACAUUGCUGUCAUGGAGAAGUACGUAUAUCACAGAUCUAAACUCUUUCAAAGACUAUCCAUUAUUUCCAAAACAUCCAGCUUCGGUACAAUUUAACAUGAAAGCUUCGCUACGUCUUCUACAGCCUGUCUCGACAGGAGGUUGGCUAUUCGGCUUGUUAUUCGUACCUGAAACGGGAGAUUAUCGUUUCGCGCUAUCCACAAGCGGGGAGGCUGAACUAAAGUUAAGCAAAACUUCAGAACCUGAAGGAACUCGAGUUAUAGCAAGCUUGGCCUUCUCAGAGAGACAACCUAAACCAGGAGAAUAUAGAAAAUACUCUGCACAAACGUCGGUGGCUGUGUUUCUUCGGAAAUGCAAGGCAUACUACGUGGAGGUAUUAUUCCAUACACACACCAAAUACAGUCAUAUUGAACUCGCAUGGGAAACGACAACAUCUUUAAAAUACGAAGUCAUCCCUGGUCGUUACCUCUCACCGUACAUAGGUCCACAGGAUUUCGCGCACAGCGGAGAAAACUUACUUAUUUUCGAAGAUAACAUUAAGAUGGGCUCGCUAUUUGGGUACGUCGCACGACAGAAACAUUCCAUUGAAAAUGAGAAUAUGGAUCAAUGGAGUAGACUCCCGUACAUGUUAUCAACUCAUGCUCGAAAUUUGCCAAAAUGCUCGGAGAAUUUCAAGGGUUAUGCGGCAAGUUCUAGGCAGGUGAUACCUAAAGUGAAUAGCAAGUCCACCGAGAAAUUUGUUUACGACUACACUGGGCGCUUGGUGAAAGGUAGUAAUGGGUAAGCAUUGCGAACAUUGACAUUUAGUUCUGUUAUUUUAUCAAGUUUACUGAAUAAGCCUGGUUCAAAUGAGGAUGAAAUCAUACGAUCUUGGCGGAAAGCUGUUUUUAUUAUUGCUUUCCCAUAAUCAUGUAUAUUUAAGUUAAGAAAACUUACUUGCAACAAUUAUUUUGUCAAUCUCAGAAAUGUCCCCUGUAACAAUUCUUGUUUGAUCGGGGUUUUAAUUUGUUUAGCUUUCAUAUAAAAAGAUCAGAUCACUUGUUUAAUUAAGGUUGUUUUCGUUGUGUAGGAGUGAAUCAUAAAAAUAUUUUUACCUCAGUUCGUCAUCUCACGUUCAAACGCGACAGGAUGAAUUCGGAAACGGAUUCAAAUUCUCCCGAUUUCCUCACGUGGGACGUUAGGACGUAUGAAACCAUCAGAAAUUGAGUACAGCUAUCCGUACGAAUUCCCGUGUGAACAAAAUAAUUGAACCGGGAAUGCUUUCCCAAGAAAUUCUUGAAUAUUUAUAGACCUUAAACUAAAAGUUUCCUUGCGUUAACUUUAGAGUCGCAAAAGUAUUCAACCUCCCUCCGGGUAAAAUUUUUCCUGUCAAUGGUUUUAAUAAUUACCUGAAAAUCAGCUUAACGGUGUUGUUUUCCUUUCUGUUUUCAUCAUGACUGUAGGAAUAUGCAAAUGCUAAAUUAACGUGCGUAUUCCAUUUGUGUGUAGAAAAUACACGUUCCGUGGAAUCCAUCACGCGGAGGAAAAGCGCCUGGGCGAGACAGGCACAAGAUAUCUCAUGAACAUAGAAUUUCAGGACAACAUUAUGGAAACAAGAAUCAGAGUUUCGGAAUACAUGUUUUAUGAAAACCAAAAAAGUAAUUUGUGUUUUGUUGAUGAUUUCAAAUGGAAACGAGACGCGAUGGUUACGAUCAUUGCUGUGAUCCCAAACAUGGAAACGUGGUCGCAUUAUUUUAUGGAUCAUUUAUCAGGUGUGAAGGGGAAAAUAAACUAAAUGAAUUAGAAUAGGAUGCAAUGGAAUAGAACGGAAUAGAAUAGGAUGCAAUGGAAUAGAAUGCAAUGGAAUAGAAUAGGAUGCAAUGGGAUAGAAUGAAUUAGAAUAGGAUACAAUGGAAUAUAAUGUUUUAGAAUAGGAUGCAAUGUGAAAGAAUGGCAUAGAAUAGGAUGCAAUAGAAUAUAAUGGAAUAGAACUGGAUAGAAAAGAAUGAAUUGACAUAGAAUGGAAUAAUAUGGGAUAGAAUGGAAUGGAAAAGAGUUAAAUAGAAUAGAAUCGAACAUAAUGAAGUGGAAUAGUAUGGAAUCGACCAGUCACGUUGGUGCCAGUGUAGGUAAGGACGAUAGCACUAGACAGUUUGGGUGUGAAGGACAUACAACCACCUGAAAAAAAUAUAAGAAGAACCUCGACGUUUAGAGCAGUCCGUGCCAGUGUAGGUAGAAACGAAACAGACAGCUGAGAUGUGAAAGUAUGGAUUUAGUAUAAAGCUUGGAAUGAAACAGAAUAGAAAAGAACAAAAUAGGACGGAAUAGAAUAUUGAAGCUUUGUUUAUACAUAGGAAUUAGAGUACCUGACAAACUUCUUCAUUAUGUUACAGCUAUGACAAGCAAACUUCAAGACGCAAGAUUCAGCGUGAUUAUAGCAGCAUCACAGGGUCUCAAGCAGUAUUUUCAAACUAUAGUAACAGAGAACACGCUUGCCUGGCAUUCACAUGUCACGCUACUGCUCAUGAAUGCAAAAGAAAUACAAAAUAUGGAAGUUAUAAUGAAGGCAUGUCUUGCACGAAUUACUGUACCUAACACGAUAAUCUUCUUCACGGACAUUCGAGUGCAAUUACCGUUGCAAGUCUUGGAACAUGUUAGAAAG